Messenger RNA from Megalops cyprinoides (Indo-Pacific tarpon), 3271 nucleotides. It is a transcript of the gene pnrc2, whose product is annotated as proline-rich nuclear receptor coactivator 2. Gene Ontology annotation, cellular component: P-body; nucleus. NCBI's taxonomy places the organism in Eukaryota, Metazoa, Chordata, Actinopteri, Elopiformes, Megalopidae. The record is from RefSeq and is a predicted model, not a curated record. The coding region runs from base 404 to 829 and encodes 141 amino acids. The transcript is spliced from 3 exons. Gene Ontology annotation, biological process: nuclear-transcribed mRNA catabolic process, nonsense-mediated decay.
AAGAGGAGAAAGGCACAGGCGACUUACUGUACGAGUCCGCGGCUUUCAGACACACCUUACAUAUCGUGUAUCUUUUAUACAUCCAGAGAUACAGUCGAUCCUUUAUUCCUAACGUUUGACGGGGUUUGCUAUAACACCAAAAGCCAGAGGAAGUCGCUCUUCGGCUUCUCUUGGAGCACCGUGCGCCGAGGUGAAUUGAUGUUCAGCUCGGCUUCACGGCAGAACAGCGCUUAUUGGCACAUGAAAACCUCAAGCCCUGCUGGACUGAGACGAACAGAGAGAAGUGGACCAACACCUACUUCGAGGACCUGGAGCCCGAUCGGAGAGGAGAAAUUAAGAACGGAGGAAGCCCAUAAACUUUACUUUUUAUCAACAAAGAGGUGACACCCAGCGUGACAUCAGAAUGGGAGGCGGAGAGAGGUACAACAUUCCAGUGUCCCACCCGGAGCGGAGCGUACCGAAGAAGAACCACCAGCUCAGCGGGGGCAGACAGAGGGGCCGUGACCAGAACGGGCCUGCGGCGCGCAGGGGCGACAAGGGCGCCGGUUGCCCCUGGUCUCCCGAGGCGCGGCAGGCCGUGCCUGUGGAGAAGAACACUGUCCGUUUCGCCACCUACAACCAGAGCUGGGAUCGCGCCGUGUCCCACUUAAACACGCUGCUGGCAUCCCAGUGCAACCAGAACUACGCCGGGGCCAAGUUCAGCGAGCCACCCUCCCCCAGCGUCCUUCCCAAGCCCCCCAGUCACUGGGUGUCCCUCCCCAUGGCCAGCUGUGACCACCGGGAGAUGAUGGCCUUCCAACUUAAGAGUCUUCUCAAGGUGCAGGCCUGAGCAGACUCUGUAUCUGACCUUUAAAUGCUGAUGUGAGGAUGAGCUUCUCUGGGUGAGUCCUGCCCGUCUGCAACAUGGCAGUGCUGCAAUACACAUUGUUUUUAGAUUGAUUUUAAAUUUAAGUGCUGUAGAGGGAGGGUUGAUAUGUUGCUGAGGCGUCUCUUCAACAUGUGCCCCUCACCUUGAUUUUUUUAAAUGGCAGACAUGGUAAGGGGGUAUUGCAGCACUGUAGCCUUGUUGAUGGGGGACUCGCUCAGGGGAGGAUUGCUUCUGUGACUGAUGAUGAACUGGAUUUCCACCAUCUUUGCUCUUUUUGUUUUGUUUUCUUUUUUCUCUGGCCGUCUGUGUGAAAUUCUGAUGAAUUUUCUUCCCAAUCGGGGUUGGGGUGGGGUGGGUGGCGGAUAUCAGUUUUCAAAUCGAACUACUUCCCUUUAGUCCAAAUUAACUAUUUGUGGACAGCCUGGCUUUACUUGGAGUUUUUAAAUAUUUUACUGUGAGGAGAGAGACUCCUUGCAAAAGCACAGCAGUGUGUCUAGUAUUUCUGACAUGAACAGGGCUCAAAAUGUAAUUUCUUUUUUUUUCUCCUUUUUUGGAAACUGAAGCUAUUUGACAAUGUUGUGUGGGGUGAUGAGUUAACUGAAUGUGGAGGAUCUAGCUGUAGUGAGCACAGGUUACACUUUAAACCUCAAACUGACGUCUGAGUCGAGCCUCAGCAUGGCAUGCGGACCUCGCACCUCCAACUCUUGUACUUUUUUUUUAUUGCGCUGUGCGCACUGCACUAUAGGAGUUGUGCUUGUACAAGGUCCGUUGGCUUCCUGUAGUAGCAUAUUCAAAAGUCCACAUUUGCGUUCAGGUUGAUCAGGAGUUAUAUGCAUUAGUAAGCGUGUUUACCAAAGCAAUGUUUUUUUUUCGUUUCGCCAUCAGACUCGGUGACAAGUGCCAUAUAAACCGCGUCGAGUUGAGCAUUAUGGUGAUCGGAGUCCUCUGUGAAGUGUUACGUUUAAGACAUGCAAUCUUUCUUGCAUUCUGUCCCUUCCUCCGCCUCUCUGAAACAGUCAUCAGCAGGUAAUGCGGAAGGGGGCUUAUGCCACGGAGAACAGGAGCGCUGACGUCUGUCUUGUUCCUGGUGGCGUGGCCCUGCUUGCUGUGUGGCUGUUCUGACUGGGUGCAGGGUAAAGCUCAGAGGUGCCUAACGCAGCACAGAGGACUUGGCGUUGGGUGGGAGCCCAUAGUUGUUUACAUAUGAAGGAUCCAAGGCUGGCCUGCCAGUGUGCUCUCCUUCCUCACUGCCUUGGAGCCCUCGCGUUCUCCUAGCACUGCUGUCCCAUCGUGCUCAGAGCUUACAGGCUGCGUCACCCUUUCAACAGGUUGUGUAACUCUUCACUCUCUGACCUAGUUUUGAGCCUUGCACCACAGACCUUUGUUCGGGGUCGUUUCUGUGCAAGUCACAAGCCAUUAUGGCCAUUUAAGGAAAAAAACAAAACAAAGACGAGCAUGCAAGCCUGUUAAAGAGCCAUGUAAAUAAUGAAUUGUAAAACUUGUAGCAUAUGUAUAUUUUGCAGGGCUAUUUUAACCUGCUUGAUAAAGUAUUUUUAGUAAGAACACUGAAUGUACAAGUCAUGCUAAGGACAUGGCUGGAUUUAAAAUGCUGAAGAUUAUUUUUGUUAAAAAAAAAUAGAAAAAAGAUGAGAUUGCAGAAAGCACGUCUCAAUACCCCUGCACUGUGUAGUGUUACCAGUGAUCUUGCACAUAAUGUUUUUUAUUGUUUUGAGACAAGUUUUGUACUAUGUUCAGUGUGAAAAGAUGCUUUAAGUAAAGUUUCAAUGUUAAAGUAAAAAACAAAAACAGAACUGACCCUGAAAAGGGGUUUUACAUGUACAAACAGUGUAUGAAAUGUGUUGUAGCCAUCGCUCUUUUUAUAUGAACUACCAGCCCUUUCAGCUGAUGACUCAUCCAUGCCUAAUCAGUUGGAAAGCUGUUGAUUUCCAGUUUUUAUAGUUUUGAAAGUUUAUUAUAGUUCAGUAGGCAAUAUCUGACCGAAAACCACUUUCAGCGUCUUAACUGUUCUUCCGCCAGUUGAUACUUGAAAUGGGUUUUUGGCCAUGGGUUUCUGUUUCUGUGUAACUAUUUGAUAUUUUGGGUUCUGAGUUCUGAUGUUUUCCUCCUUGUUCAGGUAGAAUGAAGGUGCAGUGUAUGUAUUUGGGUAUUGUUGAACUGUUUGUACAUGUAAAAAUGUCCUUUUCCUAAAUUUGGAACUCCUUUGAGUUUCCAACUCUGAUUGGCUGCUAAUUUGUCCCCUUUGCCUUCUGUCACUAUUAAUAAGAUGUUGAUGUACCCACGAAAGCAUUUGGCGUUUUAAAAGAAUUUUAAAUUCAAAAGCACUAUUAAUUACAAUCGGCUGUUUAAAAAAAAAAUAAAACUUCCCUUUCCCUUCCCCCCCAA